AUGGGCACCAAAUACGGCCGGCGUUUACUGAUCACUACACUCGAGGAGAAAGCACGCUCUCAACCGGAGAGGGUCUUUUGUUUGCUUCCCCGGUCCUCUGAUUUGCAGGAUGGAUUCUACGAAGUGACUUAUAAACAAAUACAGACUGGUGUUGACUAUACGGCUCGGUGGCUUCAGAACAACUUCGGUCCAUUCUCUCCUAACGAGACGAUAGCUUACAUGGGACUCCCUGAUCUGAGAUACAAUAUAUUCUUCUACGCUGCAGUGAAGCUUCGCCUCAAGGUGUUUCUUCCAUCGCCCCGGAACGCCCCUACAACGAAUGCGUCCCUGUUCGAACAGACCCAAUGCACUAAGUUGUGCUAUUCGGCAGAUUCGCCAGGAAUUGUAGCUAGUGGCCAAGCAAUUCUGAAAGUCACCAAGGCAUUGCGCUCUUUAGAGUAUCUCUCGCUUGAUGAACUUUUGAACGCUCAGUGCGAAUCUGUGCCGUACUUGUACAACUUUGCUCAACUCCGACAUGAACCCAUCGUUAUCUUGCAUUCUUCUGGGUCAACAGGAAUGCCUAAACCAGUUACAAUGACUAAUGGGAGUCUCGCUGCUAUCGACAAUGACCGCAACUUUCCGACUGUCCCCGGCCGACGCAAUCAGGAUUUGACAACGUGGGACUUCCUUCCAGGCAGUCAUAUCUAUGUCCCAUUUCCGCCGUUUCAUAUGGGAGGCUUUACGUUUAACCUCAUGGUUCCCAUUUUCACUGAAACAGUAUCAAUCGUUGGGCCUGCAACGAGAUUACCAAGUGGUGGACUGGUGGCACAGGUUUUACGCUGCUUGAAUGUCUCGGGGUGCCUUCUACCCCCAAAUAUCGUGGCUGAUCUCUAUAACGAGACGGAUGGUCCGUCAUUGCUCAAAAAGCUAAGUUUACUCUGUUAUACUGGUGGUCCAUUGCCUGAGCAAAUUGGAAACGAGCUCACCCACCACAUUACAGUGUUUCAGUUCUAUGGUUGUACUGAGACCGGCCAAAUACGACAGCUUCUUCCACAAAAAGAAGACUGGCAUUACAUGGAGUUUCAUCCUUCAGAAAACAUUGAAUUACAAGCAGUCGGGGAUGGUACGUUUGAACUUGUUGUUCAUACCAACGACGAGACAGCGACGUUUUCACUACUCAACCACAACUUUCCCGGCGUUUGCGAGUAUCGAACCAAGGACUUGUUUCUUCCUCACCCCAAUAAGCCUGGUCUCUGGAAGUUCUAUUCUCGCAGAGACGAUAUUAUCGUUCUUCUUACAGGAGAGAAGUUCAAUCCGGUUCCACUAGAACUCGGACUUCAAGCCAUUACUGGUGUUUCUGGUGCCUUGAUUGCUGGCGAUGGCCAGGCACGGGUUGCCCUACUCAUCGAGCUGCAAUCGGAUCAUAAUUUUGGCCCCAAUCCAGAAGACGCCCUUUGGCCUAGCAUCCAACGCUUGAAUGCGAACACUGCUGGCCCAGGUCGAGUAUCCCGAUCGAUGAUACUUAUUGCCAAAAACGAUAAACCCUUCGUCCGGGCAGGGAAGGGCACCAUCGUGCGGAAGUUGACUUUGCAAGCGUAUGAAGAAGAGUUGAAGACUUUUUUCAAGGGAUCUCCCAAAAAGUCAAUGACACCGGUCUUGUUGAAGCCAACUGCAUUUCGUCUAGAAGAUGUGAAAGCUUUACUUCGUUCAAUCAUUGAGAACACCUUGGACGGCACGGCAGUUGAUGAGUCAUUGAACUUGUACACUCAAGGGUUAGAUUCAGUGAGGUCUAUUGAAACAGUCGCUCAACUAAAAGCAGCACUUGAAUCGCUGGAUUCCGGGAGGCCUUUGACUUGGAUAACACUUGAAUUAAUCUACAAUCACUCAUCUAUCAACGAGCUAGCCACCGUGCUGCUCAAUUGGUUGAACGAUGGUACCUAUCCUGAGAGCAUUGAUAGGGUGUCUAGAACGCAAGGUCUUCUCAGAUAUUACGAACAGGCUCUACCAAAAGGCUCUGGUGCCUUGCAAUCAGAGGAUACGAAUCCUGAAAGACAAUUGAAUGUCGUCCUCAUAGGCUCGACAGGCUACUUGGGUGAGUACAUGCUUCUAUCGCUUGCACAAGACCCAAAAGUUGGACGAAUUAUUUGCUUGAAUCAUAGCGCCACGGCAAAUGAGACAUGGGCAAACCACCCUUCUACAAAGCGAGUAUUCAAAACUGAGGAGUGGCGUGCAAAAAUCACAUUCCAUGGAGUUGAUUUUACACAGUCCAAGUUCGGGCUUGACGAUGAGAUAUAUCGUGACUUGAAGAAUGAAUGCGAUGUAAUUAUCCAUUCUGCAUGGCAGGUCAACUUUGUGCUUCCUAUCGGCUCCUUCAAGGAUAGUUUCAGUGGCCUUAUGAACACUAUUGAACUCGCAUCAGCUUCGACACGACGCGCACGUAUUCUCUACGUUUCGUCCGUGGCGGCAUCCGGAGUAUUUGCUUCAGAAUCGUCAAGUGAGGCAAAAUUGGUACCUGAAGAUAGAAUUACAGAUCCAAAUGAAGCCAUGCAAAAUGGAUACGGAGAGUCCAAAUAUGUGGCCGAGAACCUCGUCUGUAUUGCAAGCGUCAAGUCCGGUGUCUCUGCAAGUAUUCUACGAGUGGGGCAAAUUGCACCUCCAACGCCCGCCAUCGAUGAGGUUUUAUGGUCGGAGAAGGACGCGCUGACAGGAGUACUGCAUACCUCCAAAUCGUUACAGAUGGUGCCGUCGGACUUGAUAGAUAUUGAUUGGCUACCUGUAAAUGAGGUGGCCGAUAUUGUCAAUUCGCUGGUACAUCAAGACCGGUAUUCAAAGUACCAAGUCCAGUUCUACAAUCUGGUACAUCCCACGCCAACGCCAUGGUCCGAAGCUCUGCCAGUGAUACAGAGCUGGUGUGGCCAUUCUACCCGUGCUGCGUCCUUGAAAGACUGGAUUGCAGCUGUAAGGGCUCGAGAGCAGGAGGUACAAGACAUCUUGAAAGUCUUGCCAUCCAUCCCUCUGUUAAGCUUCUUUGAGUUGGUUUCUAGACGGGGCCCGGCGAACAAGUACUCUCAGCAAAACCUACUGGGCAUUGACCAUACCACUCAGAUCAAGUCCAUUGACACAAAUCAGUUAAAGAUCUGGCUUGAUGCACUGUCAUGA
Talaromyces marneffei is the source of this 3138-nucleotide messenger RNA. RefSeq lists its product as uncharacterized. The coding region runs from base 1 to 3138 and encodes 1045 amino acids. NCBI's taxonomy places the organism in Eukaryota, Fungi, Ascomycota, Eurotiomycetes, Eurotiales, Trichocomaceae. The record is from RefSeq and is a predicted model, not a curated record. The transcript has 2 exons.